UCUACCGCAUUAUACAUAAUACAUACAGGCAGGUACAAUCAUGCAAUAACUAGCGAAUCUUGCCAUCACAGGCACGGAAGCGCAGCCGCACAGAUGACCCGCCGCUCCAACGAUAGUACGGAAGUCCUGCGACCAGACAAAGAUCGGGACACGUCACUCUGCAUGCAGUCUGCUGAAGCCUCUCUCUCUGCUUGCUCCGACUGUCGAUUUGUAAGCAGUAAACUCAGCGAAUUCUUUGAGAAAACUAUGUGGUAAGAUUCGACGAGACUGGCUUCACAGCAUCCAUUGCUUUGGAUGGGAUUCAAGCAUGCCUUUUGGGAUGGACGAUUAUCAACUGACCGACGAUGAUGUUCCAGAUGGCUGGUAUGAAAAUGACCUUCAUCUGGCAGCAGAGCUGGGCAAGACACUCCUUGACAGGAACAAAGACCUGGAGGCAAGCCUGCUAGAUACACAGCAGCAAAAUGAAGAGCAAGUCAUGCAGAUCGUGUACCUGGAGAAGCAGCUUCACAUCCUUCGUGAUGUCACAGAGUCCAAAUCCCACAUCUAUGAGCAGCUUGAUAUCAGUUCCCAGGAGCUGGACGCAGAGAACCAGCAGCUUAAACAUGACCUCAAGACUGCACAGCAGAGGGUUCUCAGGAUGACUGAAACGGUUGAAAAUCUAGAACUCCAAGUUCAUGACCAGGGAUCUACGAUAGAGCAGCUGAGGACAGCAGACCGAGAGCGCUUGAGAGAGCGGAGACGACUGGAGCGGGUUCAUGAUGCUAUGGUCACUAACGGCUGGGGAGGUCUCCCUCUAAGAAGAGCUCACAGCUAUGACUUGGGGAAACCAUCUGUUGACAGCCUGUAUGAAGAGGAGUUGAGUAAUCUGCAGCUUAGUAAUCGCAAUCUGAAGCAAGAACUCGCCCUGAAAGAACAGAAGAAGGACGAGCUCGAGUCGGAACUUGCCGUUCUUGUUCGUGAGAACAAAGCCUUUGAAAAUCGUAACCGCGAGCUACAGGUGAAAUCAAGGAUGUUUGAAAUCAAGCGAGAUUAUCGUUCACUGGACAACCUGAAUGAAACUGUCUGCAAGUACUGUGAUAGUGUUAUGACUUUAGGCAGUGAUGAGAAAUCGGAUGACUCGGAGAAGAUGAGUGAGUCAAAGAAUGAUAGGGAACUGAAGCGUUGUAGUAGUCUAGAUUUGAGACCGAUAGCCGAGGAGCUGAGCCAAGAACCCAAGUAUCCUCUGCCUAACCAUGACCUGGUUCAAUCGGAUGGUGUGUCACUCCUGGGUGAGAUUGAUGCCCAGUACCAUAACCUCAUGGACAAGUAUACCACUCUGCUGACGCGCAGUCGCAGUGCCUCCUUCCAUGAGUCCUCCAGCAAACCAAGAACCAACAGCCUCCGACGUAAGGCAGAUUCAGCAUCAUCCCAGGACGGAGGUGACUUGAGCUCUUCACCCACCAAGGCUUCCAGCAUGAGCCUUCCUGGCUCUUGCCCUCCUUCUUCCACCUCAUCUUCCACGUCAUCAAAGCAAGAAACUCCCCCUUGUCCGGUGGACAACCAUUUUGAAACGGGACCACCCGAGUACAAAGCACUCUUUAAAAGGAUAUAUGAGGUUUUGCACAGACCCCUUAAAAAGACAAAGUCAAAGUCUAAGCUUGAAAAGUCAUGAACGAACAGGCUGUCCAAUAUAUCGUUAUAAUAAAAAGCAGUAUUAAACAAGAUGAGAGAACGAUAUUAAGAAAGAGAACUUGGAAAAUUCAUUGUAAUUGAAAGUUGUACAUGUACUCUGAUUGUUUUGUAACAAGAGAUGGUAGUUGAUUAAUUUUACAUUAAAUUAUUGUUACGAUAAUUAUUUCUCUACUUUUAUACUUUCCCUAAAGCCUGUAGCCUGAUAUCAAGCUUAUUUUACGGUGUCAGGAUUCAAUGCUCCUGAGAGAAUUAAGUUGCUGUUGUACCUGGUCACUACACUAGCCAUUCCUCAACGGAGCAUUCCAUGUUGGGUGUAUCCGGUCAGGCAAAUAUCGUGGAGCUUUUCCACUCUGAAAUUCCGCUAAUAAUUUGUGUUUGUUAGUUCAGCUUAUCCAUUGACUGUCACUUUCCCUCCUGAAACCACCUUGUAAAUAAAUAAGAUCAGGCUAUAAGCUUUACGGAAACUUUUGUAGUUUGAUAUAUACCGAUACAUAUGUAUCGGUACAAUUAUUACAAGGGAUUAUUUGUAAUUGUAUUGAAGAGUGUUUUUACUCCAUCCUAUUGCUGUCCCAUUUUCCAUCAAUCUUGCCAAAGUCCAGUACCAAAUUACUCAGAAGUGCAAAGGAUUAUUACGAAUAAUAGAAAAAGGAAAGAAUUCAUUCAGCUGAAUAGGCAAUAGGAAAUUGAACUAAAUUCUGUAAAAAGAAGAGCAACUUUCAUAUUUUCGAAUAUCUUUGUGGAGGAAGUGUGUUUUUAUGUUUUUCUGCAUUCCAUAUGACUCAGUUUUUGCCUUCAGUGUAAUAAUUCUUUGUUUGCAGUGUAUGCCUUCAACGUCAGAUAAGUAUUAGAAUAUUAGUUGUGCUAGAUUACUGUACAUGUAUAAAUUGUAACACAUUUCUGUUGGAUUUAGUGAUGAAGUUGAUGUCAGCCUUGUCAGGGUCUCACAUAUUUAGGUAUGGGCACCUUGACUCCAUCUUUCAUGUCAUCUCCUUGUAUGUGUAGUAAACCUGUAAUGUCAUUCCCAUCAAGAAAUCAGGGUAUAUGUUAGACAGAGUUUUUAAGUGUAAUCAAGUUUGCGUGUGUUGCUGCUGUAUUUCCAGCAUUGAUCCGUAGUUGAGUUCUGAGUUUAGGGGUAUUCAAUAUAUCGGUCACAAUCUUAAUCUUGAUCUUGAGAGGACCAAGAUUUCAUGCUUAUCAAUUGGCAGAAGCUUAAAGGUCUACCUGGGACCCGUUUCACAAAACCUUUUUUCAAUGACAAAUGACAAAAAUUAGUGACAAAUCUGCUGAUAACCAAUCAAAAAGGAUUCAGUAGCUUAUAACAAAAACUGUCAUUUGUCACUGAUGACAAGUUUUGUGAAAUGCCCCCUCCCCCCAUGUCUUUGUAAGUUUCAGGUCUUGACCAUAAGCACUGCUGUCAAACUGUACUGUACUUUUAAUCAAGCAACACAUUAUUUGUUUUUCACAGCGAAAAGCAUUUGUAUGCUUGACACUGGUAGCUCUAGGAUAGCCAUUUGAGCACAAAGUUAAAUACAGCACAAAAAAAGCAACAGGGGCAUAUUUAUUUAACCCUUAGAAAAGAACAAGGUUUUUAGACAGCUAUCACAAAAAAUGUUUUGUUUUAAUUCUUAUUUCAUAUUUAUACAAAAGUAUUCCAUACUGUCAAACUUUACAAGUCAUCAGUCAUUUUGAAUUUUAAGAAGGGUGAUGGUCUUUCUGGUAGUAGAAAGUGUACCGUAUUUAAAUUUGGAUGGUUCGAAAAUGUAACACCUGCCAGGGUAGUUGUAAAAAGGAACUGGUAGUUCACUAUUCUGACAGUAUUUCUAUGCUUUAUAUGUAAGUUCUUCAUAUCCAAAUCACAUUGGCGAUACAAUUGUAAGUGUAUAAAAGGUUCAGUUUUCCAUAAAUGUAAAAAGUAUCUUCAAAAUUGCAAUAGCCCCUUUAUUAUGUACUGUGAGUACUGAGAAGAGGCAGAAUUUAAUCUCAUUAACUAUUAAAGCUACCAUAUGAUAGUAGGCCUACACCUACAGUGUGUAGCAAUAUAAGUGAUGACCAUUGAUAUUCAGAUUUGAUUCUUCUAUGUUUGGCUGAUGUUUCUCUUUGAUAAAAGAAUUAUUGACAUUUAUCCUAUGAUUUAUAGUUUCUUACCAGUGGUAGUCAUAAGAGCUCCUAUGGUAUUGGUAGCUCAUCUUUUCAUGGUAUUGUCUAUAAACUGCCGUUUCCUGUUGGAAACCUGUUUAAGAGGAUUUCCUGUUUAUGAAUUCAUUUACACAUUACUGCGUAAAUGUAGCACUUUACAGUGCCAUAGCUAGUAGAGUAAUAAUAAUAAUAGUCUUUUAAAGUCCACUCCAAAUUUUAUUAAGUUAAACCGAAAAUGGAAAUUCUUUUUGCCCCAUUGAUCGUGAGCCCGGCAGCUCGACGUUGCUCUAUCCCUUAUUGUAACGUCUUUUGGUAUGACGCGGCCAGGGUUCGAACCCACGACCUCCCGGUUGUGAGGCGGAUGCUCUACUGACUGAGCCAUCACCCUGAUGUAAAAGUAGUUGCAUCAGUGGAAGUUGUUCUUGUCACAAAGUUUCAAACCUGUUGCUGUUCCAUAUUUAAAACCCUCAGUGACCCCCUUGGUCUAAAGUAGUUCUUUCAAUUCACUAUGUAAAGUGCUUGCUGAACUAUCAUGAUUAAUCUUGCAGCUCUAGUUUAAUCUAUAAUAUAUUCUUGAAUGCAACUCUUAGAUAUAGUUUUCCUUUCAAUGCGCUGUCUCCUGAGGCAGGAAUAAAUGAUCUUACUUUAAAAAAUACUCUUUAGAUCAUCUCAUUUGAUAAUUGCCAAAGCAAUAUCUAGGUAGAUAAUUAGGUAGGAUGUUUGUAUGUUACAUUAUAGAGUAAAUGUAUUUAAUUCAACUUUUCUAAUUCGUAUUAGAUUUUUACAAUUAAGAUGCCCAUAAAUUGGACUUGGGUAAAAUUAUGUUUAGCUGACAAUUUUCCUGAAUGAAUCUAUGAUCCAUGAAUUAACAGUUUGUCAUAACAGUAGUCAUUUUGUAUUCCAUUAAAUGUGUGAUUAUAGAGCAUUUGAUGUGUUUUUAGAAAUUGUCACAGUAUCUUUAUCUUGCCUACAUUAUUGAUGUGAUAACUUACAUGAAUUAUAUUAUCUGAUGCUUAUUUUCAUUUUAAUUUAAGGGAAGAUGAGAUUUUUUUUGCAUGAUUGCAUAGCAGACAUAUACAAAAGUCCCACAAAUUCCAUGUAUAAAAAGCAGCUACCGGUACUCCAAAUAUAUUCAAAUGCGUAAUAUAUUGAUUGUAUCAAGUAUAUUAUAAUUACUAACAAAAUGUUUGGAAAACUCAAUGGGUGGUAUUUUAAUGCAUGUAUUAAUCAUUUAUCUUAAAUUUAUUUCACAACAUCUGUAAAUGGAAGAAAUGCAUGCAUGUUCAGUUUUUUUUUAAAAUAGAGAUUUGCAUCGAUGGCCGUUAUAGGUUAAUGGCAUUAACAUAAUGAAUUGAACAAAAAUAUAACGAAAUAUAUUGUGCAUGAUAUUUUCUUUACAAGAAAAAAAGAUAUGCCCUGUAUGUGUUGAGUGGACUUUGAUAAAAACAUGAGACGACAAGAAACCUGAAAAACAUUUCAUGUGUAUGAUGUUCCCGGAGAUCCCAUGAGACCAACAAUAUCGGUCCGGUGAAUACUUAGAUUUCAGAAGGUCGUUGAGACAGAAAUUGUCGGUUCACAUGGGCUGUCAGUCUAGUCGGCUCUCAGUCUGAUAGACCGUCUGUCUUGUCGGUUGUAGCUGAUGUUUGUACUUCAUAGGGCAAUGAUUUGAGGAUUUGUAUUAUUAUAAUAUUGUAUUCCAUUAUUAUUAUUCAAUGAAGUACUUAUGUUUUCACAGUUUUUUAAUGAUUUUAAUACUUUUCUUUAAUAAUUAAGUUAUGUUACUAUGUAUUUUACUCCUGACUUUAUAAUUCAGGCUGAAAUUUGCCCAAAAAUGUAUUAUUUUACUUUAUAUCUACAAUUCCUACUGGAACUCUACUGAUUUGCUGAAGUUCAUACCAGUUUUUGGUGAUAUGUGAUAACGUACCAAUCACAAGAAAGCUGAGGAAAAAUAGUUUGUAUUAUGAGUAUGUAAAUUAUGUAUGAUUGUCUUAUUCAGAGUUGCAAAAUUUCUUCCAGAAAGGUUUUAUCACAAAUUUGCCAAAUUCGCUGCGUGUUUGAAUUAGUUACAGUGGUUUUAAUUGUGUGUGUGAGUGCAAUGUAUUUGACUGUACAGCUUAAAAAUGAAAAGAAACUCAAGUUUUUAAUGUUCUUGGUGCUGAAUUGAUGUGUUUCCAUGUUUCUUAAUAUGAUACUUGUGCCUACAAGAAUAAGUGUAACUUUUUACUUCCUAUUAUGCAUGUAUUUCAGUGUGAGUUAUUUUAUUUGUGUCUUUGAAAGAGCAGCAACUGCAAGGCUCCUUUUCUGUAAAUGUAAUUUUGUCUGAUUGAGUGGUUAAGUUUCUAAAAGUAAUUUGUUUUGUUCAGCAUUAUCUUUAACUCAAAUGUUUAAAUUCUUUAUAUUAUUUAUACAACAUAGAUCUACAUAUUGUAAUUAUAAAAGGCGUUGAAUAUAUAUUAAAAAUCAUGUAUAAUGUUUUAGAUAUUGGAAAUUAAAUUCUAAUCUAAGCAGUUUUUAAAUGGUAGUAAAUCAACUUGAUGGUUAAGGUCACAUGAGUCAAAAUUUAACUCUGUAGAACUCCCAAUAUUUACAGAAGACUGAAUAUGUCUUCUAAUGUUUUUCACCCCCUCCUCUAUUUCAUGCUGUAAGAAAAUCUUUGUGUUUUAGCACUAUGGCGUAAUUGGCUUUAUUGUCAUAGACUACCAUUCAUUUUUUAAUUUGAAUGGAGUUGAGGGCAGUUGGGGCAAAAUAGUAAAUUCAAUAUUUUAACAAUCCGGUGCAUUCCUGGUAACCCAGCCGACAAAUAUUAAUGAAGGUCAUUUCGGCAUUUGCCACAUGAUGAGCUUGGUGUAUUGGUAUUUUAGAUAGACAGAAAGAUUGACACCAUUAGAAACAUUAGCAAUGAAGCACUAUAAAUUGGUAACAAUUUCAAUACCCUCACUUCAAAUUUAAGCAUUCAAGCUGCAAAUAGUUGAUGUCUUUUUGCAUGUAUGGGACUCAAUCUUGCAAUAAAUAUACAUUGAUGGCUUAAAAAAUUGGAAAGAAAAUAAUAAAGUGAUGCAUUCUUACCUAUCAAUA
Molecule: messenger RNA, 6882 nt
Organism: Strongylocentrotus purpuratus (purple sea urchin)
Lineage: Eukaryota; Metazoa; Echinodermata; Echinoidea; Camarodonta; Strongylocentrotidae
Product: cerebellar degeneration-related protein 2-like
Exons: 4
Coding region: 308-1651 (447 amino acids)
Source: RefSeq, a predicted model, not a curated record